AUGAUGUUUACCAUACUUGUACUGUUUUUUAUGUCAAUAUCCCAAGUCAGGACGGCUUCCUUGUUAACUGGUACAAACGAUCAGAACUCUACGGCUUUGAUCAGCGACAGACGGGACAUCAAGGAAAUUGACGUUCUCCGGCAGAUCAUCAACCAAGAGACUCUAAUCCGGGUAGCAGUGGUCAGGGAUGUUAAGGAAGUAGUGGAUGACGUCAGUUUUUUGAAAAUAAGCUUGACGUCUACAGAAAAUAUGGUCUCCUCCCAACAACAGGCUUUCAAUACACUGAAGCGGCAGGUCAAUUCUUUAACACAGGACAAGACUUUAGAGGUGAAAACAGAAACAUUACAGAUAGAAGUUGAAACUCUUACUAACCAGAACCAGAUUUUGACACAGAGGCUAGAAAAUUUGGAAAGAAAGAUUGAUACUCUAAUUAAGGAUACCGAUUUACAGCAAAGAGUAGAUAAGUUGAAAAAUGAGGUUGGUUCUUUGAGUCGGGAACAGAGAAGCGAAUACCAAAAGAUUACAGUGGAUUGCGAGAACAAGAUUCAAGAAACCGAACAGAAGCUUAAUAGAAACAUCGCCGAAAUUUACGAACUCUUAAAUAACAGAACAUUGCAAACCGUUACGAAAGAUUCCAAAAUAAACAGGGAUUGUAAGGAUCAUUUUCUACAAGGCCAUACACAGUCUGGUGUAUACAGUAUAAACCCCUUCGGAAAAGAAAACCACGUGGAUGUAUACUGUGAUAUGGCGAUAGAAGGUGGAGGGUGGACAGCAAUCCAGAAACGUGUGAGUGGAUCUGUGAGUUUCGACAGAACGUGGUCGGAGUACAAGGUUGGAUUUGGUAACGCUAGUGACUCCUACUGGAUUGGAAAUGACGUCAUUCACCAGCUAACUAAGGGAAGAAACUCCUCCCUCUACGUCUCUAUAACAUUACAAGAUGGGACGACUUUAUAUGAACUAUAUCAACAGUUCUCUGUGUCUGACGGAAGGGACAGCUAUAGACUUUAUCUUGGAGGAUCAGCUUCCGGGACGUUAGGAGACAGUAUGUUCAACACCGGGGAUAUUAGGUUUAAUUUGUCUGGGAUGUACUUCUCUACCCCGGACAGAGAUAACGACAGAGCUAGUAUAGGUAACUGUGCUGCUUACAGUGGUCGUAGAGGAGGCUGGUGGUUUAACGCCUGUCACUUCACCUUCCUUAAUGGUCCCUGGAACCCGGCAGACUGGUGGUACCCAUGGUAUCCCACAGUAAGGAAUGGGACAUCAAUAAGGGAGACAAUGAUGUUAAUCAAACGG
Messenger RNA from Saccostrea cuccullata (small rock oyster), 1293 nucleotides. RefSeq names its product fibrinogen-like protein 1. NCBI's taxonomy places the organism in Eukaryota, Metazoa, Mollusca, Bivalvia, Ostreida, Ostreidae. The transcript has 5 exons. The annotation marks the transcript as partial. The record is from RefSeq and is a predicted model, not a curated record.